Messenger RNA from Trifolium pratense (red clover), 2681 nucleotides. RefSeq names its product protein PSK SIMULATOR 3. The transcript has 2 exons. The record is from RefSeq and is a predicted model, not a curated record. Bases 313 to 2211 code for a protein of 632 amino acids. Gene Ontology annotation, biological process: positive regulation of growth. Lineage: Eukaryota; Viridiplantae; Streptophyta; Magnoliopsida; Fabales; Fabaceae.
AUAUCUUAAAAUAUUCCAAUCUUGAAAAACAAAAUAAAAAAUGAGCUGUGGAAUAUUGUUGAGUAUUAUUAAUUUGAAAAUAAAAUAUAAUUAAAUUUUGGUUUUCACUCUCUCUCUCUCUCUCUCUGCUUCACAAUUUCUCAACUUUGUUUUCAUUCAUUCCAUUCCAAUUUCCAUGUGCUCCAACACUUCUUGCACCUUCCCAUCUCAUUCCCUUCAUCUUCCACUAUGCCACUUCUUCUUUUCUCUGAUCGAGCUAUGAAGAACUUGCCUUAAAGAGCAUAGUUUUUUUUUGCUGUUCCUAGAUAAGCAAUGGUUACGGAAUCAUGGUUUCGUAGUCUGUGGAGGACUCCUCGGAAGCAUGAUGCUAAUUCUGAGAAGGAGGUGAUUGGGGUAUUAGCAUUUGAAAUAGCAAGCUUGAUGUCCAAGUUGGUUAAUUUAUGGCAAUCAUUGAGUGAUAAACAGAUUGUUAGGUUGAGAGAGGAGAUUGCAAAUUCAAUUGGCAUAAGAAAGCUUGUUUCAGACGAUGAUCAUUUCAUUGAACGAUUGAUUUGUAUGGAGAUAGUUGAAAAUAUGGCACAUGUAGCCGAGUCUGUGGCUAGGCUUGCAAAGAAAUGCAAUGAUCCAGUUUUGAAAGGUUUUGAAAACACCUUUUAUGGGUUUAUCACUACCGGUGUGGAUCCAUAUGGAUGGGAAUUCACUUGCAAAAAGAUGGAAAAAAAGAUUAAAAAGUUUGAAAAGUUUAUAUCAACUAAUGCGAGUUUGUAUCAAGAGAUGGAGGUGCUUACUGAUUUGGAGCAGACUCUUGCAAGAGUGAAGCCUAAUGGUGAGACAGAUGGUGUGAGUCUAAGUGAGUAUCAGAAGAAAGUUGCAUGGAAGAGGCACGAGGUGAAGAGCUUGCGGGACGCGUCUCUGUGGAACAAGACAUAUGAUUACACAAUAUAUCUUUUGGCAAGAUCUUUAUUCACAAUAUUCUGUAAGAUCAACCAUGUAUUCGGAAUUCAAGAGAUGGUAGAUGAUGGUGGAGCCAAUAACUCAAGUGUCUUAGAUAACGAUUUCAUUUCCAGAAGUCAAUCAGUUUCUGCAUUAUUUCAAUCUUCAUUCCAUCCAUCAUCACAGAAUAAUAUUGCCAGAUUUUCUUCAGGACCCCUUAACACUAUUACUGCUAGAUCUGGUCCAAUUGUUAGAACACAUAAAACCAGCAUUUCUCACUCAGGUCCAAUGGCUAGAACAAAUAAAACCAACAUUUCUCAUUCAGGUCCAAUGGCUAGAACAAAUAAAACCAGCAUUUCUCAUUCAGGUCCCCUUGGUGACUCAUCUACAAAGUCAGGCCCAAUUUUAGGAAAGCAUACAAAUGUCAAUUUUUACUCAGGUCCCCUUGGAAGGAACAUGAAUCAAUCGGUCCCACUUACUAGAACAAAAAAAUUGAGCAAGAUUUUGAACUUUUAUAAACACUCUGCCGCCAUAACUGGGAAGGAAACUCACACAAGACAUAAUCGAAUGACUCAAGUAGGACCUUUCAAAGGAUGUCUGGCUUGGGACAGUUCCUCUGUCAUUGACUGUCAUUCAAGUGCAAGUGGCGUUCAUUAUGGAGUUCAGAAUCCGAGAGAAGCUAAUUCAAACCUUCUUGGUCUUGGCAAAGUAGUUCAUCAUACUCAAUCGGUCUUCAAAUCCCUGUGCAAGCUAUUAAAUCCUCCACCUGAAACCCUUGGUGCUGCUGCUUUAUCCCUGCACUAUGCAAAUGUUAUCAUUGUGAUUGAGAAGCUAGCAGCUUCUCCACACUUGAUUGGUCUUGAUGCAAGAGAUGACCUGUACAACAUGUUACCAAGACGUGUGAGAAUUGCCCUCAAGGCCAAAUUAAAGCCUUUUACCAAGACCAUAGCAUCGUCAUCAGUCUAUGACCCGAGUCUAGCAGGGGAAUGGAACGAAGCGAUGUCAAGCAUAUUGGAAUGGUUGGCACCACUUGCUCAUAACAUGAUAAGAUGGCAAACUGAGAGGAGUUUUGAGCAGCAGAGCUUUGUUUCGCGAACGAAUGUGCUACUAGUACAAACCCUUUACUUUGCAAAUCAAGAAAAGACAGAAGAAAUAAUCACCGAGCUUCUUGUGGGUCUGAAUUAUGUCUGCAAAUAUGGCAGGGAGUUAAAUGCAAAAACUCUGGCAGAGUGUAGCAGUUUUCGGGUUGGCAAUGAAUAUCUUAAUCUGAAUAUAUAAACACUUUGGAAUAACUUAUGGCCAUUUCCCAGGGAGUCUGCUCUCAGCUCCUUGUCAAGGACUCGAAUGAGGACUUGAAACACCAACCGUCGUCUUCCUGAAUCAACAAAUGAAAUGGUACUUGAAGUAUGGGAGAAAUAACUACAUACUCAUUAUCAUGCAAAUUUAGUAUCACAUUGUGUUUCUAGUGAGGAUUUUUUUCUUCUUUUAUUUUUGAAUAUUUAUUGUUGAUUCUCUUUUGAUGAGUUUCAAGCUAUUAGAAGAGUUCCUCUUUGAAGAGUUCCUACAUGGUGUUUAGGGUGUGCAUAUCUAUGAGCAUCAUUAUAUGUUAAAUUGUAUAGUACGGUCACACGAUGAUUAUUGGUUAUUUCUCUAUAUCUUCCGAAUUGUCAGCCAAAAAAAUUGUCAUUCUAUAAAUAUCAACUAUUGUAAUCUCUCUUUUAUGGAAGAACUGCACUUUUUUUUUUUGG